GGAAUCCCCAUAGAGGAAAUGUAGACACAGACUCGCGCAGGGCUUCUCCGUCGCCCGUAACUAACCGUACAUUCUUCAGGCAAUAAUAACAACCCCGAGGCGUCGACAUGAAGGUAUCCAGCAUAGACUGUCGGCGACUGAGGAAAAUCAUCAGGAAGGAGUGUGGGAGCUGCCUUAUUGUGGACUGCCGACCAUUUUUCUCGUUCACGAACUCUAAUAUCCAAGGCUCCGUGAAUGCCAACCUCAACUCAAUGGUGGUCCGAAGGUCCCGCGGAGGACCGGUGCCCCUGCAGUUUGUUAUACCGGAUGAAAAGGCACUGUUUCGGCUUCGGGAGGGAAGCAUUUCGACUAUCGUAGCUCUGGACGAGCGGACGUCUCACUGGCAAAAACUGAAGAAGGACAGUGUAGCACAAAUAGUAAUAAACACCCUCUCGCAUCUAGGGAGCGGAGCCAACAUCUGUUUUCUAAAAGGAGGAUAUGAGAACUUCCGCUCCCAAUACUCCGAACUUUGCACAGAGGCGAAACCCGUUGAGCUGAGCGGAACCGAAACCGAGAAGAAAGCCAACACCCACAACGAGAAGCUUUCUCACCACAAACCAGAUUAUGACCAGGGUAAACCUGUAGAGAUCCUGCCUUUCCUCUACCUCGGUAGUGCCUACCAUGCCUCCAGACAGGACUAUCUCAGUGACCUUCACAUCACAGCCUUGCUUAACGUGUCACGCAGAGACAUGCAGCCGACCAAGGGCCUCUACAACUACAAGUGGAUCCCGGUUGAGGACAGCCACAUGGCUGACAUUAGCUCCCACUUCCAGGAGGCCAUAGAAUUUAUUGAUCACGUGAAGCAAUCAGGAGGGAAAGUCUUGGUUCACUGCGAAGCAGGCAUAUCUCGCUCACCUACUAUCUGCAUGGCUUACAUCAUGAGGACACAGCAGUUGCAACUGGAUGCUGCCUUUGAUAUCAUCAAGCAACAAAGGGGAGUCAUCUCACCCAACUUCAAUUUCAUGGGUCAGCUGCUGCAGUUUGAGUCGGAGAUUCUCUCUAUGGCUCCGACUCAUUCAGCCACACCUGAACCAGCCACACCUUGUGUCCCAGAGUCUGCCACCUUUUUCGCCAAUGACUUUGCAACCAACUUCAACACCAAAAACUUUGAGCCGUCUAUCAUUACCCUCCCUACCUCUUACCUUCAGUCUGUGGUCCACCACAAGUUCAAACUGAGCCCUAUUACUGCACUGCCUUAAAAUAAACUGUGACUGCUAGUAGUCUUACUUGAAAAGAAAAAAAGAGUUGCUAUCUGUGGGCCUGAUCUUACAAUCAGUAGGCUGGAGAUCAGAUAAACGUAUUGUGUGUAUUGGAAGUGGGUAAUGCUGAGUUUUUUGACACCUUUGUUUUUUGUACUUGUUAGUAGAGGUUACACAAACUUUGAUAAUUUGUGAUUGUUUUCAAACUGCUUCAUGUUGAAAAGCCCACAAAUGCUGGGUUUUCCCUUAGUUACUGAAUGUUUUUUUCCUAAUGGCAGAUUUUUAAUAACACAAUAUAGUAAUAAAAUGCAAUACACAUGCCUUAGGUUGACAAGUUUAGUUUACUUAUUUAAAAAGGCCAUGCAUUUUAAUGUAAUUUAUUUGAAAAAAACUGUCAUCUUUUUCAGUGUCGUUGUUGUUUAAUAAAUGUUUUUACAGUAAA
Cynoglossus semilaevis (tongue sole) is the source of this 1680-nucleotide messenger RNA. It is a transcript of the gene dusp5, whose product is annotated as dual specificity phosphatase 5. The record is from RefSeq and is a predicted model, not a curated record. Gene Ontology annotation, biological process: endoderm formation; protein dephosphorylation; negative regulation of MAPK cascade. The transcript is spliced from 4 exons. Gene Ontology annotation, cellular component: nucleus; cytoplasm. Gene Ontology annotation, molecular function: MAP kinase tyrosine/serine/threonine phosphatase activity. Lineage: Eukaryota; Metazoa; Chordata; Actinopteri; Pleuronectiformes; Cynoglossidae. Bases 108 to 1238 code for a protein of 376 amino acids.